This is a messenger RNA of Plasmodium knowlesi strain H, 273 nucleotides long. RefSeq names its product DNA/RNA-binding protein, putative. The transcript has 3 exons. Bases 1 to 273 code for a protein of 90 amino acids. NCBI's taxonomy places the organism in Eukaryota, Apicomplexa, Aconoidasida, Haemosporida, Plasmodiidae. The record is from RefSeq and is a predicted model, not a curated record.
AUGAAGGAGCCAAACUGCUACGAAAUACUUGUCAAAACUGAGUCAGAGAACGUACAAAAACAUGUUGCCGGGUGCCUUGAGAAGAUGAAAACAGGAAAUGUCAAAAUCGUAGGUAAGCAGCAUGGAAUUACGAAGGCGUUCACUCUGUUGGAGCUCUUGAAAAAGCAGACCAAGGAUAUGAACCACAGCAUACGCUUCAAAAACUUGAAGGCCAUCGGACCUGAUAGAAGAAAGGCCCUCGAAAUUAACAUAUUCCUUUCUCUGCGAAAUUAG